UGAGAAGAAGAAGGUCGAAUGAAAAAUUUCUGUCCCGAAAAAUUAUACUAUCUGGUGGUCACAGACAUUUAUGUGAUAGCAACUACGUUAUGGGGACACCUGAAUUUUCAAUACCUUUCAUGAAUAAAUUGGUUUUGUUGCAUUUCUGAAUUUUAAUGUGCUGGGGCCAUACGUUUAAUGCUCCCCAUGCUGCUCAGUAGGGCCAUAAUAUGUGGCUGAGUAUAGUGUUUCCUCUGUUUGAUGUUGGCUAGAAAAGGAUGCAAUCAACCGUCGUUCUGAUAAACCCUUGAAUAUGCACUUAUAGAGUUUUAAGUGGUCAAGUUCUCGGAAUUCCUAGUUAUGUUCCGGCUUUCGUUGAGGCAAUUUUUCUUGGUUUGAAGGGAUAUAGUUUGGUAGAUAAUUUACUUCAAUCGCCUGAGACGAGACAUUUGGUCACAACCUACAAAAUGUCUUCUGCUUGAUGGACUGCUUUCCCUGCAGCAGUGAUAAAUACGCUCUGAAGAAGUGGUUUUUUAUUGACAAAAGGGUUGGUUAAAUCGAGUGAAAGAUUUUAGAGCAAAAAGAAGCUUAGCAUCUGACUUCUAGCUGACACGUUAAUUGAGUUGUAUAUUUGAACCCGAAAUCUGGAUAUAAUGGACCUAAAAUCAAAUCAUACGUCACCUGUUCUUGCUGAUGCUGCUCCAAUGAAUAACACAAGAUUAGGCAUUCACUCGGCUCUGCUGCCGUACCCUCACAGUGGCUCUCCUUUUUCUCCCUCUCUCUUACUAACUAUACCAAGGAGAAGGCCUGGUAUUCUUGAUGAUGUUAGGUCCAGCCUGUUUGAUGCUAUGAAAUCAUCAUCCCCCACUCAUGAGAAAUUUGCAAAAGAGUCGAGCUCUGAGACAACUCUAGGUGAUAGCAAUAUUGCUUACUGCAACUGGAUGCUCAAGUACCCAUCUGCGCUUGCAUCUUUUGAUCAAAUAGCAAAUAGUGCAAAUGGAAAGAGAAUAGCUUUGUUCUUGGAUUAUGAUGGAACUUUAUCCCCAAUAGUGGACAACCCUGAUCAUGCCUUCAUGUCAAAUGCUAUGCGUGCUGCUGUGAGCAAUGUGGCCAAGUAUUUCCCCACAGCUAUAAUUAGUGGAAGAAGCCGUGACAAGGUUUACGAGUUUGUAGGGCUAACCGAACUUUACUAUGCUGGAAGUCAUGGAAUGGACAUCAUGGGACCUGUUCGGCCCUCUUCCAGUGAUCACAAGAACUGUGUCAGGUCGACUGACAAGCAGGGCAAGGAAGUUAAUUUAUUCCAGCCUGCUAGUGAAUUCUUACCCAUGAUCAAUGAGGUUUUCAGAUCUCUUGUUGAGAUUACAAAAGAUAUAGUUGGUGCAAAGGUUGAGAACAACAAGUUCUGCGUUUCUGUACACUACCGAAACGUGGAUGAGAAGAGUUGGACAACAGUCGGCCAAUCUGUUGAAAGAAUUUUGAAAGAGUAUCCCCGUUUGCGACUGACACAUGGUCGGAAGGUGUUAGAAGUCCGACCGGUUCUCAACUGGGACAAGGGUAAAGCUGUAGAAUUUCUACUAGAAUCACUUGGGUUAACAAACUGCGAUGAUGUUCUUCCGAUAUACGUUGGAGACGAUCGCACUGAUGAAGAUGCAUUCAAGGUCUUGAGAGAGGGUAAUAGUGGUUACGGUAUUAUAGUCUCUUCUGUGCCCAAGGAAAGCAGCGCAUUUUACUCUCUCAGAGAUCCUUCCGAGGUCAUGGAGUUCCUCAAGACCUUAGUGAUGUGGAAGCAGAAAAACACGCUAUGACUAUCUUGACAUAGGAACAAUGCGUACGCUUUGAAGAUACAUAUAUGAUACGACAAAAUAUAUCUUUUUUUUCCCUUUCUUUUUACGUUAUAAGAUCUGCAUGGGGUUGGGAGCGGAGGUGCCUAAUCAAAGCUUCACGAAGCAGCGACCAGUAGUUACGUUUCUCGUUGCUCGGAGCUAAUUGUGAAUUCUUUCUUCUCUUCUUCACUUGGGAGCACCAAGGAAGCCCUCAAACCCCAUAGUGUUCUCUCACCAACAUUGAUUGUUCCUUGUAAAUCUCCCCAAGGGAGGGUAUAUGAGGGUUCAUUUGUUGAUUUUUUUUGUUUGAACAUUUCAACUUUGAUUUGUCUUAGGUUAUUGUUGUACUUGAGAGCACUAGAAUCCAUUCAAAGGAUAUGUGUAUGUUAGUGUUAUGACCAUCUUGUUUGUUAUAACGUUGGAACCGUAGAAAUUUCAAGAUGAUCGUAUCCUUGUAUGUUU
Molecule: messenger RNA, 2264 nt
Organism: Sesamum indicum (sesame)
Lineage: Eukaryota; Viridiplantae; Streptophyta; Magnoliopsida; Lamiales; Pedaliaceae
Source: RefSeq, a predicted model, not a curated record